Nannospalax galili (Upper Galilee mountains blind mole rat) is the source of this 3291-nucleotide messenger RNA. RefSeq names its product DNA ligase 1 (gene Lig1). Gene Ontology annotation, biological process: DNA recombination; lagging strand elongation; Okazaki fragment processing involved in mitotic DNA replication. The record is from RefSeq and is a predicted model, not a curated record. Gene Ontology annotation, cellular component: mitochondrion; nucleus. Bases 196 to 3147 code for a protein of 983 amino acids. The transcript is spliced from 30 exons. Gene Ontology annotation, molecular function: DNA binding; ATP binding; DNA ligase (ATP) activity. NCBI's taxonomy places the organism in Eukaryota, Metazoa, Chordata, Mammalia, Rodentia, Spalacidae.
CGCCUCCAGACGUCCCCGCCCCUGCCCCCUCCCGCCAAAGUCUGCGCGCGAAAUCCGUGUGGCGCGAACCCGGAGCUUUCGGGAGCAGUCGCGGAGCAAGCGAGUUCGGCUACACGCCGCGGCCUGAGAGGUAAACCAACAAGAAAAAAGAACUAGAGAAGAAGGUGGAGACUUGUAUUACCACCAUCCACCAUCAUGCAGCGUAGUAUCAUGUCAUUUUUUCAACCUUCAAAAGAGGGUAAAGCAAAGAAGCUGGAAAAGGAGACCCCCAAGAACACCAGAGAGAAGGAGCCCCCUCCAAAGGUGGCACUGAAGGAGAGGAAUGGAGUGGUACCUGAGAGUGACUCUCCAGUGAAGAGGCCAGGGAGGAAGGUGGCCCAGGUCCUCAGCAGCGAAGGGGAGGAAGAAGAUGAAGCCCUUGCCACCCCCAAAGGCCAGAAACUUCUUUCAGACUCUUCCCCCAGCCCUGACACAUGUCCUGAGAACAGCCCUUUCCUUGCCAGCAGUCCUCCCAUGGAUGUGUCCCCAUCAGGGUUCCCGAAGCGUCGCACAGCUCGGAAGCAGCUGUCAAAACGGACAAAUCAGGAUGUUUUGAAAGAUCAGAAAGAGGACAAAGACAGAGAAGCCAAGAAGAGGAAGACGGAAGAAACAGAGACCCCAAGGGAAAACCUCACAGAGGCCAAAGAGGUAAAACAGAAGGACGAUGAGGGCGACCAAGCCACACCAGGCUCUGAGCCUACAACACCACCUAAGACCCCAAAGACCCCCAUUCGGAAGCAGCUCCUGAAACGGAUGAAUCGGGAUGUUCUGGAAGAGCAGAAAGAGGAAAAGGACAGAGGAACCAAGAAAAGGAAGAAGGAAGAAGCAGAGAUUCCAAGCCUUACAGAGACCAAAGAGGCAAAACAGAAGGAAGAAGAGGAGGGGGACAAGCCCACGACACCACCCGAGACCCUAAAGACCCCCAAAGCAGUGACCCUGGCAAAGAAAGAAAAGGUUCCAGUAUCCAAGGCCAGCGGGAAACAGGAGCCUCAGGAAGAGGAGCAGAGCAAGCCUCCUGCCAGAGGGGCUCGGACGCUUAACAGCUUCUUUAUCCCCCGGAAACCAGCAGCCAAGUCUGAAGUGAAACAAGAGGAGUCGAGUACUCCAAGGAAGGAGGAGACCAAGGGAGCCCUCAACCCAACAGGCUACAAUCCUGCCAAGAACAACUAUCAUCCCAUCGAAGAUGCUUGCUGGAAAGUCGGCCAGAAGGUCCCUUUUCUCGCUGUGGCCCGGACAUUUGAGAAGAUUGAGGAGGUUUCUGCUCGGCUCAGGAUGGUGGAGACCCUGAGCAACCUGCUGCGUUCCGUGGUGGCCCUGUCGCCUCCAGACCUGCUCCCUGUCCUCUACCUCACUCUCAACCGCCUCGGGCCACCCCAGCAGGGACUGGAACUGGGCGUUGGUGAUGGUGUCCUCCUCAAGGCAGUGGCCCAGGCCACAGGUCGGCAGCUGGAGUCAGUCCGAGCUGAGGCAGCUGAGAAGGGCGACGUGGGGCUGGUGGCAGAGAACAGCCGCAGUACCCAGAGACUCAUGCUGCCCCCACCCCCGCUCACCACCUCGGGGGUCUUCUCCAAAUUCCGAGACAUCGCCAGGCUCACUGGUAGUGCUUCCAUGGCCAAGAAGAUGGACAUCAUCAAGGGCCUGUUUGUCGCCUGCCGCCACUCAGAAGCCCGGUUCAUUGCCAGGUCCCUAAGUGGAAAGCUACGCCUUGGGUUGGCUGAACAGUCGGUACUGGCCGCCCUUGCCCAGGCUGUGAGCCUUACACCCCCUGGUCAAGAAUUUCCCCCACCUGUGGUGGAUGUUGGAAAGGGCAAGACAGCAGAGGCCAGAAAGACAUGGUUGGAGGAACAAGGCAUGAUCUUGAAGCAGACCUUCUGUGAGGUGCCCGAUCUGGAUCGAAUUGUCCCUGUGUUGUUGGAACAUGGCCUGGAACAUCUGCCAGAGCACUGCAAGCUAAGCCCAGGGGUCCCUCUGAAACCGAUGCUGGCCCAUCCCACUCGUGGUGUUGGUGAGGUCCUGAAACGCUUUGAGGAGGCAGAUUUCACCUGCGAGUACAAAUACGACGGACAGCGGGCACAGAUCCAUGUUCUAGAAGGUGGAGAGGUAAAGAUCUUCAGCAGGAACCAGGAGGACAACACAGGAAAGUACCCCGACAUCAUCAGUCGCAUCCCUAAGAUCAAACUCCCCUCAGUCGCAUCUUUCAUCCUGGACACUGAAGCUGUGGCCUGGGACCGGGAGAAGAAGCAGAUCCAGCCAUUCCAAGUGCUCACCACUCGCAAACGCAAGGAUGUUGAUGCAUCAGAGAUACAAGUGCAGGUGUGUUUAUAUGCCUUCGACCUCAUCUACCUCAACGGAGAGUCCCUGGUCCGACAGCCCCUGUCUCGCCGCCGGCAGCUGCUCCGGGAGAACUUUGUGGAGACAGAGGGUGAGUUUGUCUUCGCCACCUCCCUGGAUACCAAGGACACUGAGCAGAUUGCUGAGUUCUUGGAGCAGUCAGUGAAAGACUCCUGCGAGGGGCUGAUGGUGAAGACCCUGGAUGUCGACGCCACGUACGAGAUUGCCAAGAGGUCACACAACUGGCUCAAGCUGAAGAAGGACUACCUUGAUGGUGUCGGCGACACCCUGGACCUUGUUGUAAUCGGCGCCUAUCUGGGCCGGGGGAAGAGGGCUGGCCGGUACGGGGGCUUCCUGUUGGCCGCCUACGACGAGGAGAGUGAGGAGCUGCAGGCCAUAUGCAAGCUUGGAACUGGAUUCAGUGAUGAGGAGCUGGAAGAACAUCACCAGAGCCUGCAGGCCCUGGUGCUGCCCACCCCACGCCCAUAUGUGCGCAUUGAUGGAGCCGUGGCCCCUGACCACUGGCUGGACCCAAGUGCUGUGUGGGAGGUGAAGUGCGCUGAUCUCUCCCUGUCCCCCAUCUACCCCGCUGCACGGGGCCUGGUGGACAGUGACAAAGGGAUCUCCCUUCGCUUCCCUCGGUUCAUUCGUGUCCGUGAAGACAAGAAGCCAGAGGAGGCCACCACCAGUGCCCAGGUGGCCUGCCUGUACCGGAAGCAAAGUCAGAUUCAGAACCAGCAAAGCUCAGGCUCGGAUUCCGACCCUGAAGAUUACUAAAGCCCUGAUCCCUUGGACCUCGGGCAGCGGGAACAUGGAUACUGUACGCAUGAUGGUGUUGUAUUUGUGUAGGGCGGGAGGCAGGGGAUAUACUGGGUCUGGGACUCAUAUGGUUAUUUCCUUCAAUAAAUAACUUAUCAAACA